UAGUCACUUACUAGAAAGUUCUCUCCACAUCUCGAAAUUUCCCGACGCGCGUCGCAUACACGCGUACAUUGUUCCAUUAUUCAUCCUAUGUUCCGAAAUUGUAUAAAAACCAUGGGAUUCUCCCCCUUCUAUCUUUAUCACUAUCUUGCAAUCUAUUAACUAAACAUGUAUCGCUUCCAGCCUACAUACAUCUCAUCUUUGCCCACCGAUCUGGGCUACUCACGACCUCCAUACUCUCGACAAAGGUACCUCAGUCCCUUUACUGAACAGCUCAGGGCUGCCGAGGCUCAACGAGAGGAGGAGGAACUCCUUCGCCGUCUGGAGGAGAUUCAACUCCAGAAACAACAAGAUCGCCUCCUUCGUCGUCGCUCCCCCUUCAGUGGCUACUCUCCCUAUCACUCUAGCUACUUGGACGAUGAUGAACUCGAACGUUUCGCUGCUGUCCGUCGACCGCAGCAAGAGCUCGAGCUCGAAUAUAUUCGUCGCAGGGAAGAAGAAGAGGCCAGACUUCUCGCCUUGAAGAGGAACGAAGAAGAGCUUAAGUUCCAACAGCUCAAACGUCUUCGAGAAGAAGAAGAGGCUCGUCUGGCUAUCCUUCGCCGCGAAGCUGAGAAAGCCGAAGCUGCUCGGCAAACACGAGCGAAGAAGGUAUGCGCAAAUAUACUCUCAUAUUGGCUUUUACCAAAAGUCUUACUGUAUCUUCAGGUUUCGCCUUGUUAUCCCCAAGAUACUUCAGGCGUCCAGCUUUGCCAAUUGUUCGGACCUCAAGCUCAACAAUUGAAACAGGUAUGUAUAUUAUCGAUCCUUAAUUCCUCAUCUGUGCUCAACGAUCUUCUACAGAAGAAGCCUCAUUCUAUCCGACGACCCAGUUCUAAUGUUAACAAGGAGCCAUUAACCCUCGAACAAUUAUUUUCGGACUUCGUUCAACAAAUAAACAAUAAAGAGCCUGAACGCGAGCAGACUGUGAAGCCCAAGGAAGAGCCUAAGCAAGAGCCUAAGAGGCAGACUCCCUCUCCUGCCCGCGAAUCCGUCCCGACUCCUCAAACACUCGAAGAAGUUCUUCGUUUGCUGUUUAACCCUCAACCUCAGGUUUCUAGUCCUGUGCCUGAGGAGAAAGUAGCAUCUCCCCCCGUUCAGGAAAAACCCAAAGCCAUAGAGGUCGAGGCACCUCGCACAGUGUCUGAUUCUGAAACUCGUCCAGUUUCCUCGCUCUCAUUGAAGGAACAACUCGAGGCUCGUCUGAACAAUGAUCAGUCUAAUGAGAUCAAGGACACCAUCCAGGCCGUCCUCGCUUCCUUGGCUCACGCUCAACCAACCCCCACCACAGCUCCUGUCACUUCUUCCCCUUCCGUUAGCAGCCACAAAGGCAAAGAAAAAGCCUCUGAGCCUCAGCCCGAGGUUAAGCCUACUCCUGGCGCCGCUCACAAGGCUCUCGAGUCUGUCAGGAAUAUUGAAGCUAGUCUCACUGCGCUGCAGGACGAGUUCGAAUUCCCCUCCGAAGUCGACUUCUCUCCCGCCCCUUCGAGGUCCUCAUCUCCUGUCCGCGACGAUAUUUCCGAAUCCGACACAUUGACUCUUAGAAAGCUAGCUUACACCGCUCGUAAUCAUCCCAUUCGAUCUUACGAGCAGGCUCUUUCCAGACUUCUUGUCCAGCUCGAUGAGAUUGAGAGUCAUGGGAAUGCCGAUGUGCGGAUCAGUCGGAAGGCUGUCGUGGCUCGUGUCGAAGGGGCCUUGGAAGAACUGGAACAGAAAGUCGAGUCAAGGUGGAAUAAGUGGAAUAAGAGUCACCGUGUCGAAAGGGAAGAAGAGGUAGAGGAGGUUCAGAAGAAGGUCGAGGAUGCUGCAGAGUCUUCGCAGGAAAAUCAAGCAGCAUCUGCUCCGGAUGACGUUGUCGCCGUGCAAGCCGCCGUUGAACUUGCCACCGAUCUCACCACUGCAUCACCUUCUUCUCCUGCCUCUCCCUCGGCUGUUCAUGUCUCUGCCGAUGACGUUUCACAGCGUCCUUCAUAUACGGAGGUCGCGAAACAUCAUCUAUCCGAAGCUUCUCUACCUGCAGCAGAUUCAUCUUCCACUGAUCCCGACGCCCUUCCCCCUGUCGAGGUAACCGAACACAUCGAAAACUCUUCUUCUGUGGAAGCUUCUGACCACCAAGUUGAAAGACACUCACAAGAAGAGGUUGUUCCCUCCGAUGCCAACGUCGAAGCGUCUGUCGUCGAACCGGUUCACCGGGCGGAGGACAAUGUCACCGGCAUCGAAGCUCAAGCUGAAACAUUGACAGAACCAGAAGUUCCUGCUUCUUCGUACCCUCCUACAUCCAACUCUUCCGAACCGUCAUCCUACCCACCUGUUAGCUCCGCUUCCACUGUCGCCCCCAUUCGACCUCCGGAAACGCAAGCUGUUUCUGACUCUGACGACAUCACGGAAGAUUUAUCUUCAUCUGCUGAAAUCUCAGAAGAUGUUCAUCCUGUCGUCAUUAGUGAGGAAUCUGAAGCUGAAGUCGUCGACACAUUUUUACUUCCUGAGGAUAAUGCCUCUGACGUUGCUUCAAAGCAAUCGCCACACGACUUGGAGGAUGUGGGAAGUGAUUGGUCGGAGGUCGAUGCGUAGGAGUCUCAUUUAAUUCUUAGUUUAUCGCGUAUACUAUCCGGACUUCAUCUAUCUCAUUGUGGUCCCUGAAUAAACAAGACCUUGCAUUGUACUACUACUCAUUACUCUUGUACUGUAUCUGUAACAGAUAUAAUAAAAUAGAAAUUCUUUGACUUGCCUACUUCACGAAGCUUAGCACAACAAAUCCUUACCAUCCC
Lentinula edodes (shiitake mushroom) is the source of this 2804-nucleotide messenger RNA. RefSeq lists its product as uncharacterized. Bases 166 to 2607 code for a protein of 813 amino acids. NCBI's taxonomy places the organism in Eukaryota, Fungi, Basidiomycota, Agaricomycetes, Agaricales, Omphalotaceae. The record is from RefSeq and is a predicted model, not a curated record. Gene Ontology annotation, molecular function: protein-folding chaperone binding. The transcript is spliced from 2 exons.